Clarias gariepinus (North African catfish) is the source of this 615-nucleotide messenger RNA. It is a transcript of the gene rps11, whose product is annotated as ribosomal protein S11. Gene Ontology annotation, biological process: translation. Gene Ontology annotation, molecular function: structural constituent of ribosome. The record is from RefSeq and is a predicted model, not a curated record. NCBI's taxonomy places the organism in Eukaryota, Metazoa, Chordata, Actinopteri, Siluriformes, Clariidae. Gene Ontology annotation, cellular component: ribosome; cytosolic small ribosomal subunit. The transcript is spliced from 5 exons. Bases 62 to 541 code for a protein of 159 amino acids.
UAAACCGCUCUUCCGUCUGUCUCGCGCAUGGGUAGUUCCCUUUACGACUCUGCUGGCAAAGAUGGCGGACACUCAGAACGAGAGGUCUUAUCAGAAGCAGCCUACCAUCUUCCAGAACAAAAAGCGAGUGUUGGUCGGUGAAGCAGGUGCAAAAGAGAAGCUCCCACGUUACCACAGAAAUGUUGGCUUGGGCUUCAAAACCCCCAGAGAGGCUAUUGAUGGCACUUACAUUGAUAAAAAAUGCCCCUUUACCGGCGACGUUUCCAUCAGAGGCCGUAUUCUGUCUGGUGUGGUGACCAAGAUGAAGAUGCAGAGGACCAUCGUCAUCAGGCGUGACUAUCUGCACUACAUCCGCAAGUACAACCGUUUUGAGAAGAGGCACAAGAACAUGUCGGUCCACCUCUCUCCCUGCUUCAGGGAUGUGACUGUGGGCGACAUCGUCACUGUUGGAGAGUGCAGACCCCUCAGCAAGACUGUAAGGUUCAAUGUGCUGAAGGUCACCAAAGCAGCAGGAGCCAAGAAACAGUUCCAGAAGUUUUAAAGCUGUUUGCUGAAGAAUUCUGGAUACUGCUGUAAUGUCAUGACAUUUGGAGGAGAUAUUAAAUCUGUUCUUUA